GUCUAGUGACCAGUCAGUCUUUCUGAUUCAGCUCUACAUGGCGCUGCGCACUGGCUCGCCAGUCAAGGUCACCACGUGCUCUACUACUGUUUACCAAGAUGCCAAAGUGUACUUGUACCAUUCCUAGUUCAAGUGAGAAAAAGAAGAGGAAAACCUUCAACAUUGGUGAUAAGGUGAAGAUUCUGAACGAGUUUGAACAGGGAGCAAGUGCCUCUGUUGUCGCACGCCGCUACGGAGUUAAUGAAAGCACCAUUCGUGGCAUUAGACAGAAGGCAGACAAGAUUCAUGCAGCAUUUGCUGAACCAACAGUUUCCAAGACCACCCAACACUUAAGGCCACCACUUUACCAAGAAAUGGAAGACACACUCAAGAUAUGGAUUGAAAACAUGCAACGCCGUAAAGUUGCUAUAUCGGGUCCAAUGAUAAAGAAUGAGGCAAUGGAAAUACAGACACGUCUGCUUCAGCGAGAUGGAAAGCCAGUAAGUGAAUGUAAAUUCACAGCUAGCCAAGGCUGGCUUCACAGCUUCAUCAAGAGAGCUGAAUUACGCUGUGUGUGUGUGUCAGGGGAAGCUGCAUCGGCCGACACAUCUGCAAGGGAAAAAGUGAAGAUAUAUUCGAAAAAAGCGGUUGAGGAACGUAGCUAUACUCCAGUACAAAUCGGGAAUUGUGAUGCGACAGAAAUAAACUGGAAAAAGAUGCCAAAGAAGGCAUACUUAAAAAAAGCAAAUGCCAAAGCUCCAGGAUUUAAGGCCAGUGAGGACAGAGUAACAGUGCUUUUCUGUGCUAAUGUGAAGGAACUGCUCGAUAGCAUGGACGACCCAAUAACGACUGAAGAAGCUUUAGAGUUAGCUGAGAUGACUAAGGAGCACGAGGAAGAGGAGGAAGCCGAAGAUGUGCCCCCACACGUAAAGAAAGAGUGGAAAAUCACGCAACUUAAGGAAUACAUGACCUUCAUAUAUGCUGCCAUCAAGUGCAUUAGAGACAACGAUCCUGAUUUGGGCAGGGCUACGGAGAAUGUAGACAGCUUGUACAGGCUCUCUUCUACCUACAGUCGUCUGCUGGAUAGGAAGAUAGCCAACCAGAAGCAGAGGUCCACCACUUCCUACUUCCGGUGCAGCAGUUAAAAGUGAAGUCGAAAGUAAAAUUGAAAUGCCAGACGUACGACUCAUUGGUUGGGGUUGUUCCGCAGGCAGCCUCAGUUGGUCAGUUCUGCUUACAUGAUGGACCUGCAUUCCUAUGACACUGACUUGCUGAAUGACACCCCCGAUGUCCAACUCUCCGGCAACCCAACACAUCAAACCCCACCCAGCAGCCCCACACGGAGGCGUGAUGAGUGGAAUGACAUGGUCGUGGAUAGAUCUACGGGGCAAAUGUAGGAAUGUGUGGUGGCUCGAGGGAAACUGCAGCCUGAUGUCCACUUAGCACCUGUCCAUAAAGAUCCAUGGGUCGCAGCAAGUGAAGUUGCUUGCCCAAGGAAUUGGUUGAGUGAUGCACAUGUUGAUCAUGCCCAGCAUUUAUUAGGUAGCCGUUUCCCUUUGAUCUCGUGAUUUCAGUCCACUUGUUUUUUACAGCAAAAACUGUAUGCACGUUCAGGCUCCUGUGAAUAAUUUUUUUCAGGUCUUGAAUGUGCAUAAGAAAGACUGGCUAACACUCCGUAAAAUUGAGUGUAAUAAUAACACUCAGAGUUUGACAGUUUGAGUGGCAGUGGACUGCAAAAUUCUGAGGAGUUUAAUUGCCAGGUGGUUGCCUUGUUAAAUUGUUAAAGUCCAAGAAUUAGAGUAGAGUAUGCAAACAUCACACAGCAGAGAGGAUAUUCUGACUGUGGUUUGUUUGCAAUUGCCUGUACCACAGCAGCUGACCAUAGUCAGGUCAUUGGGUAAGAUGACCCAACCUUCUCACCUUUCCCUAUGACCUGACUACGGACAGCUGCUGUGCUUAGAGAUGGCAUGGUCAAUUUCUUUGGAUUAAGAAGAUUAGUAAGGGU
Homarus americanus (American lobster) is the source of this 1984-nucleotide messenger RNA. RefSeq names its product tigger transposable element-derived protein 1-like. Gene Ontology annotation, cellular component: nucleus. Lineage: Eukaryota; Metazoa; Arthropoda; Malacostraca; Decapoda; Nephropidae. The record is from RefSeq and is a predicted model, not a curated record. Gene Ontology annotation, molecular function: DNA binding. The transcript is spliced from 3 exons. Bases 99 to 1124 code for a protein of 341 amino acids.